AUGGAGAAUGUUCCCCAACACAAUGGCACUGAGGCAACAGAGUUCAUUCUACUGGGAUUGACCAGUCAAUGAGAGCUGCAGCCCAUCCUUUUCCGGGUCUUUCUCCUGAUUUACCGCAUCACUAUGAUCAGGAACUUUGGAUUGAUUUUAUUAAUCAGAAUUAAUCCCAGGCUGCAAACCCCCAUGUACUUUUUCCUCACCCAUUUAGCAUGCGUGGAUAUUUUUUAUUCUACAAAUGUCUCUCCUCAGAUGCUUGUUAAUUUCUUAUCUGAGAAGAAAACUAUUUCCUACACGGGGUGUUUGAUCCAAUGUUUUGUUUUUGUGACUCUGCUCCUUACUGAAUAUUACAUGCUUGGUGCCAUGGCCUAUGACAGGUACAUGGCAAUCUGCAAUCCCCUGCAUUACAACAGCAGAAUGUCCAGGCCACUUAGUAUCUGCCUGGUCACUUUUCCCUGCUUCUGGGGUUCCAUGGUCGGCACAGUGCAGGGAAUAUUGACCUCGCGUUUGUCCUUUUGUGGACCCAACACUAUCAAUCAUUUCUACUGUGUUGACCCACCCCUCUUAAUGUUGACAUGUUCUGACACUUACAUAAAGCAAACUGCCCUGUUUGUAUCUGCAGGGAUUAACCUCACGGGUUCCCUACUCAUCAUCAUCAUCUCUUAUGUUUUCAUUUUCCUCACCAUUAUGAGGAUUCGUUCCAGUGAAGGGCAGUGUAAAGCCUUCUCCACCUGUGGCUCUCACCUGACAGCUGUCACUAUGUUCUAUGGGUCCCUAUUCUGCAUGUAUCUGAGACCAGCAAAUGAGCAGUCUAUUGAACAAGGGAAAAUUGUGGCCGUGUUUUGCAUUUUUGUCAGCCCCAUGCUGAAUCCAUUUAUCUAUAGUCUGAGGAACAAGGAUGUGAAAGAGGCUUUGAGAAGAGUGUUUAUGAGAAACCUUAGGAUAAAGGAGAAAAGUUCCAUUUUGACAGUCUCCCAAUGA
Equus caballus (horse) is the source of this 978-nucleotide messenger RNA. It is a transcript of the gene OR5M12, whose product is annotated as olfactory receptor family 5 subfamily M member 12. NCBI's taxonomy places the organism in Eukaryota, Metazoa, Chordata, Mammalia, Perissodactyla, Equidae. Gene Ontology annotation, cellular component: membrane. Gene Ontology annotation, molecular function: G protein-coupled receptor activity; odorant binding; olfactory receptor activity. The record is from RefSeq and is a predicted model, not a curated record. Gene Ontology annotation, biological process: G protein-coupled receptor signaling pathway; sensory perception of smell.